Cornus florida is the source of this 510-nucleotide messenger RNA. RefSeq lists its product as uncharacterized. The transcript has a single exon. Lineage: Eukaryota; Viridiplantae; Streptophyta; Magnoliopsida; Cornales; Cornaceae. The record is from RefSeq and is a predicted model, not a curated record. Gene Ontology annotation, molecular function: nucleic acid binding. The coding region runs from base 1 to 510 and encodes 169 amino acids.
AUGGUUACCUCAACACCCUAUUAUACUCUAGGGAAUAGCCAAGCAGAAACGUCAAAUAAAGUUGUGAUUGAAAUUAUUGAAAAGAUGAUAAAAGACAAGCCGAAGCGUUGGCAUGAAGCCCUUUCAGAAGCCUUAUGGGCCUAUAAAAACUCAAAAAGGACAAGUACAGGGACAACUCCAUAUCGGCUAACGUUUAGUCAUGAUGCAGUGUUGCCGAUGGAGUUAAAUGUAAAAUCGGUAAGGAUUGCCUUGCAACAUAAUCUCAUACCUGCCGAUUAUAACGAAGCUAUGCUUGCCGAGUUGGAAGACUUAGAUGAAGUCCAGAAACUUGCUUUGGAUCACCUUAUGGUGCAUAAUGCAAAAGUCAUGAGGGCUUACAAUAAAAGGGUGAAGUUCAAGUCAUUUGCAGAGGGCGAUAUGGUUUGGCAAAUAGUUCUUCCACCUGGAAAGGUCGAUAAGGUCUAUGGCAAGUGGUCACCUACUUGGAAAGGUCCAUAUUUGGUUCAUUAA